Vigna radiata var. radiata (mung bean) is the source of this 2344-nucleotide messenger RNA. Its product is annotated as WD repeat-containing protein 20-like. Lineage: Eukaryota; Viridiplantae; Streptophyta; Magnoliopsida; Fabales; Fabaceae. Bases 458 to 2101 code for a protein of 547 amino acids. Gene Ontology annotation, molecular function: protein binding. The transcript is spliced from 11 exons. The record is from RefSeq and is a predicted model, not a curated record.
ACAAAUCAGAGCACACACACAUUGAUGAAUUGGUAUGGUGCUUCAUUGUAGAGUAGACUAGCUUGCUUGCCUGCAGGAAUUAGCGCAUCGAACCUAUCGGCGUAUCCCGGAAUCGGGUUUUUCUGUUCAAAAAGUGCAAACUGAUACGAUCAGAUAAGAUAAGAAGAGAGGAAAAAAAAAGUUUGUAACUAAUUCGCAAAUGGCAAUCGUGACCGUAGAUUACGUUGACCGAUGAAUAUAAAAAAGACGCGAUUCGCACCUGCCAUCCCCAUUGGCAUCGCCAGCGCACACAUCAAAUCAAACAGCCGCAAACCCUUAGUCUCUUCUUCUCGUUGGCGUCCCCUCUGAUCCGUGCUGGCAGCGCAGAAGCCAUUGCUGGACCUUCCAAACCCUAAUAGAGUCACGCAGUCAAUUGCGAUGUGAUGAUCGUUCACACGUGACGCUACACGGCACGAAGAUGAACACAUCCAACGGCAUCAUGACACAGUCGUCUUCGUCGGGAGCGACACAGUCGCCGGGGCUCAAAACCUAUUUCAAAACUCCCGAGGGAAGAUAUAAGCUUCAAUACGAGAAGACUCACCCUUCCGGUCUUCUUCAUUACGCCCAUGGAAAAACCGUUACUCAGGUAACCCUGGCACAUCUCAAGGACAAGCCUGCACCGUCUACACCAACUGCGUCGUCCUCAAGUUUCAGUGCCAGCAGUGGGGUACGGUCUGCGGCAGCUAGAUUAUUGGGAGGAAGCAACGGAAGCCGGGCACUUAGUUUUGUUGGAGGCAACGGUAGUAGCAAGAAUAAUGGAGGGAACAGUAGGAUUGGUUCCAUUGGAGCCUCCAGUACAAGUAGUUCAAUGGCUAAUCCAAAUUUUGACGGGAAAGGCACGUACCUGAUAUUCAACGUCGGUGAUGCAAUUUUCAUUAGCGAUUUGAAUUCUCAAGACAAGGACCCCAUAAAGUCUAUUCACUUCAGUAACUCGAAUCCAGUGUGCCAUGCGUUUGAUCAGGAUUCUAAGGAUGGGCAUGAUUUGCUCAUUGGUUUGAACUCUGGCGAUGUCUACUCAGUGUCACUGAGACAGCAAUUACAGGAUGUUGGUAAGAAGCUUGUUGGGGCCCUGCAUUACAACAAAGACGGUUCAGUUAAUAACAGUCGUUGUACAUGCAUUGCUUGGGUGCCUGGAGGUGAUGGUGCUUUUGUUGUUUCUCAUUCUGAUGGUAAUUUGUACGUGUAUGAGAAGAACAAAGAUGGUGCGGGUGAUUCUUCUUUUCCAGUUGUAAAAGAUCAAACUCAAUUUUCUGUUGCCCAUGCACGUUACAGUAAGAGUAAUCCAAUAGCCAGAUGGCAUAUAUGCCAGGGUUCAAUUAACAGUAUUUCUUUCUCAAUGGAUGGAGCAUACUUGGCAACUGUUGGACGAGAUGGUUAUUUGCGAGUGUUUGAUUACUCAAAAGAACAACUUAUCUGUGGCGGGAAAAGUUAUUACGGUGCUUUGUUAUGCUGUGCGUGGAGCAUGGAUGGAAAAUAUAUUUUGACGGGAGGGGAAGAUGAUUUAGUUCAAGUUUGGAGCAUGGAAGAUCGGAAGGUUGUGGCAUGGGGUGAGGGACAUGGCUCGUGGGUCAGUGGAGUUGCUUUCGAUUCAUAUUGGUCAUCACCAAAUUCAAAUGACAAUGGAGAGACCGUUGUGUAUCGUUUUGGUUCUGUUGGUCAGGAUACACAAUUGCUUCUAUGGGACCUAGAAAUGGACGAAAUCGUGGUGCCGUUGAGGCGGCCAGCUGGUGGAUCUCCAACUUACAGUACUGGAAGCCAGUCAUCACACUGGGACAAUGUGGUCCCAUUGGGUACCUUGCAACCUGCUCCGAGUAUGCGGGAUGUUCCAAAAAUAUCUCCGUUGGUUGCUCACCGUGUGCAUACUGAACCGCUCUCUGGCUUGAUAUUUACCCAAGAAUCUGUGCUCACUGCCUGUCGGGAAGGUCAUAUUAAAGUCUGGAUGAGGCCAGGGGUUGCUGCUGACACCCAAUCAACCAACUCUGAAAACUUGUUAGCCACCUCUCUCAAAGACAACAAGCCUUCACUCUCAACCAAGAUCACCAAUUCUCCCUACAAACAAUGACUCACACUGUUUGGUCCAACUUCUUAUUUUUAACUUUUCUUCUCCACUGGGCCAAACAACAUUUAUAUACAACUUAUUAAAUUUUUAAGCAACUUAUUUUAUAAUGUAAAUCUCUUCAAAAAAGUAGUUUUUAGAUAAAAGCUACUUGGAGCUUUUUUUGUUAAGCCUCCUCUCUCAGUUAUAUUUAUUUUUCCUUUUUCUAUUCUUUUUCUAAAACAUCAUUUUGGACUGCUUUCUCAUUUA